Molecule: messenger RNA, 1924 nt
Organism: Malania oleifera
Lineage: Eukaryota; Viridiplantae; Streptophyta; Magnoliopsida; Santalales; Ximeniaceae
Product: ethylene-responsive transcription factor CRF4
Exons: 1
Coding region: 595-1641 (348 amino acids)
Biological process (GO): regulation of DNA-templated transcription
Molecular function (GO): DNA-binding transcription factor activity; DNA binding
Source: RefSeq, a predicted model, not a curated record
AGAUUUCAGAACAGAAUCGCUCUUUCCAAUUACGGCUGUUGGGAUCCUAUAAAACAGCGAUUUCAGUGUUUUUUGGGAGUCCGCCUUCACUGAGCACACUCUCUCUCUCUCUCCCGGUCCCUCUCCCUCUUCCUCUCCGGUAUUCCCACUUGAAAUUUUCUGUUUGCUUUCCCGGAAUCCGACCGAGAAAAUUUUCCCUUUGCCCCCCUUCUUUGCACUCCCUCUUUUUAAGCCUGCUUCCUCCGCCGAUUCUUUUUCCCUUUCUCUGUGAUCUUUUCAGUUUUGGGGCUUAGGGGUUUAGGUUUUUAGGCUCACUUUAGCAAAAGCUUUCCUCCUCUUGUGAUUCCAAUCUAAUCCCUUGAAGGAGAGAUUUCGAUUUUUCACUGUUCAUACAACUUUCCCUUUAGAUUUCCCGUUGUGGGUUGCCUUUUUGACGAAUUCUGCAGUUCCUCUCCUCUCUCAAUCUGUGAUUUCUUCUUCUUCUUCAACCUCUGUUUUGUUCAUCUGCGUUUGGAUUUGGGAUUUGGGUUUUGGGUUUGGGCUUAUCUCACUGUCUUUUCUUAUUAAAUGCGAAUAGGCGCUGUCUGAUUCAGAAUGGAUUACAGUAGCUUAUGGCCGGUCAAGUACAGUGAACACAAGAGUGUCACUAGGAAGUUCCUCAGGCCAUCCGUGAAGCCCAGGAAAGCUUCCGACGGGAGGAAACCGGCAGAGUCCCCGAGAAUCGUCCGAAUCUCUGUCACCGACCCGGAUGCUACCGACUCCAGCGACGACGAGGAGCCGGAGUUGUUUGGCCGGCAGCGAGUCAAGCGCUAUAUCGACGAGAUCAACAUCGGAAGCGCGUGUAAAAGCGCCGUUACCAUUCGGAAGAGACCGGCCGUAGCAAUAGCCGGCUCCGGUGAUGAGUUGGCGGGCCGGCAGCCAGUGAAGGCUUCGCCGAAGAAGUUCCGCGGCGUUCGCCAGCGGCCAUGGGGAAAGUGGGCCGCUGAAAUCCGGGACCCGGCCCGGCGGAUGCGGGUGUGGCUUGGGACCUACAACACCGCCGAGGAGGCGGCGCGUGUGUACGACGAUGCCGCCGUGAAGCUCCGCGGACCCGACGCGCCGACGAACUUCGGGCCGCCUACAGCUGAGGACAAGCCGGGCAUAAACGUGGCGACGCCGUCCGGGUACGACUCAGCGGACGAGUCCCACAACCUAUCUUCUCCGACUUCAGUCCUGCAUUUCCGAACCCGGUCCAACGAGGAAGCCGAACCGGUGUGCCACGCCGAACCUCUCCUCGCCGUGAAAAAAUUCGAGCCUUUUCAAGAAUACCCGAACCAGUACUGCCGAAAAGCGGAACAAGAAUCGACCCAAGAGUGCCAAGGCGAAACCAGUGCUCUAUCAGAGUUGGGUGAGUACUUGCCGAUGGACGACAUGCCCCUCCUAGACGAUAUAUUCAAUUUCCGGUCUCCGUUGCCUCUUCCAUUCGACGACAUGCCGGUAGCAGAAGACAUAAUGAGUCAAGAUUUAGGCGAUAUGUUCCUUGAUUCGGUUCAAGAUUUCGGCCCCCUGAGUUUACCGGUUGAGGACGGCUUUAAAGACUUCGGUAGCAAUUUUCCGGAUAUCGGCGAUUUCUUCGCCUCGGAUCCUCUUGUGGCCGUUUGAGCCUCUAAAGAUACUGUUGGAGUUGGAUUGAGCAUUUCGGUUUCACCGUCGUCGGGCCGAUAUCUCGGCAAAUUUUGUGCUGGCAGCCACGCAUAUCGGCUAGUUUCCCUUUUCCUUUUCGUUUUUCUUUUUUUGUUUUUUUAAUUAAUUUAAUGCGCGGCUGCUUUAUACUAGCUUUUAAAAUUUAAUUUAAUCUCCUAAUGGGGAAAUGAGUGGAGUUUUGUUUAGAUUUUAUACCAUUUUGUCCGUUUAAUAAUAAUUACUAAGAGUGUAAAAUUUUCAA